Messenger RNA from Spinacia oleracea (spinach), 1336 nucleotides. RefSeq lists its product as uncharacterized. Lineage: Eukaryota; Viridiplantae; Streptophyta; Magnoliopsida; Caryophyllales; Amaranthaceae. The record is from RefSeq and is a predicted model, not a curated record. The transcript is spliced from 2 exons. The coding region runs from base 304 to 1041 and encodes 245 amino acids.
GAUCUUCUCCAAAUAGGAAAUAGGAGUACCGAAUACUCUUCCAUCUCCAAUCCCUUGCGUAAACAAUCGUCUGGAAUCAAAUUUGUUUCACCCCUUCUCUUCGCAUCCGUCAAUUUCUCCUCAAAUUCAAUUCCGUUUCCCCCCUAAUUUUCUUCAAAUCAAUCUUCGGCAACUUGUUAUUAAUCACACAAAAGUCGCAGUUUUUCACUCUUCGUUUUCCUUUUGCCCAGAUUAUUGGUGUGGAUAGUUUCUACCUAUUAUUAAUUAUUAAUUGUCUUAGUAGACGGCUUAUUUGUAGUCCCUAUGGCCAUAGUAGACGAUGACAUGAAGGAAGACUCACUUUGGUCUAUCUUUCUGAACUCUCGAAUAUCCAAUGUGGAUGAAGAGACUCUCACUCCUGAAGUUGUAGCCUGGGCUGAUUCUUGUCUGAACAAAGAUGCUGAUGCCGACUGGAGUUCUAUUAAAGAUGCCUUAUUGGAGAUUCUCAGUUCUCAACAAGAACCACCAACUAAUUCUUCAAGUGUUCAGAGCAGUAUUCAGCAACUGGCUGCUGAUGAUGUUCUUCACUUUAGAGAGGAUCUAACAAGUAUGGAAUUGGGCAGUGUGUCUGAUGAAAACGAAGAUCUGAUAUAUAAUGAUGUUGGAGAAAUUGAAAGCAUUGAUGUUUCUGAAGAUGAUGAGGACGAUCUUAUAUUCAGAAAUAAAUGGGAUCAGAAGAAAGGAAAAGUUCGUAAUGUUUUCCGCCCAAAUUAUUCUGAAGAUGUAAAAGUGGAGAACCUUGAUUCUGAUUUAAACUCGAGUUCGAAAACGUCUGAGGUGUAUCCUUCAUCUGUAGACAUUUUCAAAGUUUGGGAUCUUGGGGUUUCAGAGGACCAAGAUGAUUUUGCCAAACUAUUGAACAAGGCCCUUGAUGAUAAUAUUCCUGCACAGAUUCAAUCAAGUACCAGUGAUUCAGCAGCAUUGAUUGAUCCGAUGCAUGUGUCUAUGGAUGAUCUCAUUGCUGGAAUUGGGGAUCUAUCUCUGAAGCAAAAUACAACAUGAGUCAGUUCGUUUGCUUUAAACUUUCUGUGUAGUUCUUGGUCAUUUAUACAUCUGGUAAUUUAACAAUCUGGCUUUUCACGCUAUGAAAGGCAAGUUUCUGUAAACCUGAUUUUAGGUUCUGUUUUUCCUAGAUGUCGGAGGUUUUCCAUUGAAAUUUUCUUCUUUGUUGGUAACUUUGCUGGUUUUCCAUUGAAAUUUUCUUCUUCAGAAGUUUACUAAUUUCAAUUGUAGUUGAAGUGAAUAUGUUCUUUCAUCGAGAGUAAGUCUAUACUUCCUCGGGAUUUCUUUAUCAAAA